AUGGGCGAACGACAACAUGUCGUCGUCAUUGGCGCUGGAAUUAUUGGCGUGUCGAUUGCCUACCAUCUAGCAUGUCGUGGAGCACAAGUGACGGUGCUGGAUAAGCAGACACCAGGCACCGGCUGCACGCAGGGCGCGUUUGCUAUGCUCAUCGCGUCGCACUCGCCUGGGCCCGCGGAGUUGAACGAUCUGUAUGGCCUUGCAGUCGCAGAAUGGAAGCAGUUGGAAGUCCAACUAGGGACCACCUUACCUAUCCAAUGGGGCGGCGUUGUCAAUUGGGCUGCACCCGGACAGCAGACAGAUGAUUUGACAGUCGUGCAUGGGCGCCUGAGGAGCUGGGGCGUGAAUAUCCAGGAAGUCAGCGAAAUCGACGUCAAGAGACUGAUUCCCGGAGUCGUGCCUGGCGCGUUCGGAGCGGGCUGGUUCCUACCAGGCUACGGCGCCAUCGAUGUCAAGCAGACGUUCACCAUCCUUGUCGAACGAACAAAGGCUCUUGGUGUUGUAUUCGAGACGCCAGUGGAGGUGCAAAGUAUCGCGAGAGCUGCGUCAGGCAAGCCGGUACUACUACUCGGACAAGGCAAAGCCCAGCUCGAGGCUGACAAGGUCGUCAUCGCUGCUGGAGCUGGUACCCCCAGUCUUGCCAAAGCUUUGGGGACUAAGAUCGCGCUGAACAUUGUAUCUGGGACGCUCGCCUACAGCAAGCCGAUGCCAUCAAUCCUGCACCGCGUCGUCAACGGACCGAAGGGCUCGAUCAGACAGAACCCCGACGGGAGAAUUGUGACCGGCCUUGAUUAUGCCCCUGGCGCCGAUGGACACGACGUCAGUGACUCCUACGGCCAGAUGCUGCUUUCCAGAGCUACAGAAGUCGUCCCUGCGCUGGCCGGCGCGGAACUGGAGACCAUGACCAUGGGCCAUGUGCCGAUUCCUGAGGAUAGCUGCCCUGUGGUUGGGUUCUGCGACUCGGACAGCACAGUUUAUGUUGCCACCAUGAUGAGUGGCAUCACCCUGGCACCCCUUAUGGGACGUCUGGCAGCUACGGAGAUUGUGGGACAGCCGUUGUCGUUACUUCGACCUUAUCGGCCUGGUAGAUUCAGUGUCAAAGGGUCUUUGUAA
Talaromyces atroroseus is the source of this 1113-nucleotide messenger RNA. RefSeq lists its product as hypothetical. NCBI's taxonomy places the organism in Eukaryota, Fungi, Ascomycota, Eurotiomycetes, Eurotiales, Trichocomaceae. The transcript has a single exon. The record is from RefSeq and is a predicted model, not a curated record. Bases 1 to 1113 code for a protein of 370 amino acids. Gene Ontology annotation, molecular function: oxidoreductase activity. Gene Ontology annotation, cellular component: cytoplasm.